UUGGGGCCGCCCCAGGCCGGAGCCGGAGUAAGUGGACUCGGCGCGCCGGGCACAGUCCCGAGGCCGAGGGGCAGGCGUCGGCGCCGAGCCCGAAGCCCUGGUGGGAGCCCGGCCCGGACGCGCGCACCAUGCCCUACGUGCUCAUCAGCACCCAGACCCGCAUGGAGGUGGGCCCUACCAUGGUGGGUGAUGAGCACUCAGAUCCAGAGCUGAUGCGCUAUCUGGGGGCCUCAAAGAGAAGCGUCCUGGGAAACAACUUUUAUGAGUACUUUGUCAACGAUCCUCCCCGCAUUGUCCUGGACAAGCUGGAACGCAAGGGCUUCCGUGUGCUGAGCAUGACAGGGGUGGGCCAGACGCUGGUGUGGUGCCUGCACAAGGAGUGACUCUCACGCCGAGCACCCCUUUUCUGAGCGGUUGCCAUGGGCCCCAGUCCUGAAUCCCCAGUCACUCACUGCCUGGCCCCUCUCUUCCCGACUUGUCCUUUUCCUUAGCCUGGUGGCACUGGGCAGUGAAUGGCCUUUGCUGAAACUUGCCUCAGCCAGUGGGAGAGGCAGGGCCCCCGCCCCCGCCGCCAGCUGCUCCUCCAGCUUCUCCCGGGCUGAGAGCCCCGGGGGAGGCUGUGCUCUGCGAGCCGGCUGAGGGGCCUGAAGAGCCAGCUUGUUCCUGGCCAGGACCGGGGAGCCCUGCAGGAGGAUGGCCCUGGCGGGCAGGAGGGUCCUGUGGAGCUAGUCCAAGCCAAUAAAGGACUGUGAUGAA
This is a messenger RNA of Canis lupus familiaris (dog), 756 nucleotides long. It is a transcript of the gene GCHFR, whose product is annotated as GTP cyclohydrolase I feedback regulator. The record is from RefSeq and is a predicted model, not a curated record. Lineage: Eukaryota; Metazoa; Chordata; Mammalia; Carnivora; Canidae. Gene Ontology annotation, cellular component: cytoplasm; nucleus. The coding region runs from base 129 to 383 and encodes 84 amino acids. The transcript has 3 exons. Gene Ontology annotation, biological process: negative regulation of biosynthetic process. Gene Ontology annotation, molecular function: GTP cyclohydrolase binding.